Molecule: messenger RNA, 4341 nt
Organism: Nerophis lumbriciformis (worm pipefish)
Lineage: Eukaryota; Metazoa; Chordata; Actinopteri; Syngnathiformes; Syngnathidae
Gene: fam13b
Product: family with sequence similarity 13 member B
Biological process (GO): signal transduction
Source: RefSeq, a predicted model, not a curated record
GGCAGUCGCCUCCUCUUUCGCGGCCGAGGAAGGAGGCGGGGUUCAGUAUUUGGCAGCUCGGUGCCUGAAGGGGUGUGUGUGUGAGCGCGCUAGACGACUUGCAGGCGAGGGAAUCGUACAGCGGCUCGUUUCCACUUCUUCUAGCAUCUUCUGCGAUGACCCCGACGCGUCGUCCCCUGCACCCGCUGUGAGCAGCACGUCCACCUCCGUCGCCUUCACCCCCACCAGCAGCCAGCGGCCGCCGAAGGAAAAGCCGGAAACCGAUGCUUGUUGUCGUGCUGCGUUGCUGUUGGUUUUUGCCCUGUGUAGCUCGAAAAGGAAUCCUGCAAGAGGGAUUUGCAGUCCGUCAAUGAGGAACUACCGGCUCAUCUUUUGCCACAACCUGAAGCAGCCAUAGGUGAUUCACUGGUUCACUGGCCUGGGGAGGAGAGAAUAGGACACACUUUCACUGCUACACGACGUGAGGUCUUGGCGGGCUUGUGGUGAGGAGGAGGUGGAGACCAUGAGGAAGAGCGUGUCUCCGUUGCCAGGCAACGAGGGCGGGGGCUCCGCUGGCGCCACGCGGGUUUUUGGUGUCCCACUUGACGAGGUGACGCGCACGCACACACUCAGCGGCCACGAGGUUCCUGCGCUGGUGAAAGACAUCGUCGACUACAUAGAGGAACAUGGUCAUCUGGACUUCAAGGGUCUCUUCCUGGUUAACGGCAACGCGGAGCGCGUGGGUUGGCUGCGCCAGCGCUACGACAGCGGCGAGGAGGUGGAGCUGGACAAGGAGGCGGACCUGGCGUCUGCGGUCAGUCUGCUCCGACUCUUCCUGCAGGAGCUCCCCGAACCCGUUAUCCCAGCAGCCAUCCAGGGGCACAUACUACAACUGCAUCAAGCAGAAUAUAGCAGCGAGGAAGAGCUGUGCAGAAACCUGAAGUUCCUGCUGCAGCAGCUUCCACAGCUCAACUACGGCCUGCUGCGCUUCCUGUGCCGCUUCCUGGCUAGUGUGGCGUCGCUUCAGCAAGAGAGCUGGAACAUCGGAGCGCUUGCUGCCGUCUUUGGACCGGACAUCUUUCAUCUGUCAACAGAAGGCGAGGACCUUCGGGACCAGGAGUCCGUCAGCCGAGUGCUGGCAGAGCUGCUGGACAACCAGGAGGGCUUGUUUGACUCUGAGGACGACGACGUCUCCACCACCAACGACUACAGCUCCAUCAACGAACAGAUCACAGAGCUGUUGGACGACGACAAGUGCGAGGCGGAGUGCGAAGAGCUGCCUCAGGAUGGCGACGAGGGUCCUGCCUCCACAAACUCACCGCGACGCACACACACGGAUAAUCCUGCCGACAGUGCCCAUCUCUCCCCUGUGCCCAUGUUGCCUGCUGACUCUGCAGAGAUCAUUGAACGAACCAUCAGGGCUGCAGUGGAGCAGCAUUUCUUUGAGCUGAAGACCUGCAUUGACCAAGACCUCAAGGACUUUGACAACCAAGGGGAGCCAGCGAAUCCUGGUCGCCAUGGUGACCGAGAGCAAAAGAAAGACACACAGGAUGCAUUGGGGCUUUCAGCCACCCUGGAGGAGGGUUCUGGAAUGGAGCUGGACGCUCUCAGAGAUGAUGAGAACAACCUCAACACUGCCAGGCAGGACAAUCAGCUUUGUGACAACACAAGUUGUGACUCGUGCGACCAGAACGCCAACACCAGCCAAAUGGCAAACAAUGGUCACGCCCCCAACAUCCAACUCUUCCCCGACAGCCAAUGGGAUGCACCACAUCCUCCUCAUCUUCACCUCCCUCCCAUAGACUUCUCAUGUAUGCACCUGCAGAAGGAAGGCCAAGAUCCAGUUCCUGCCUUCAAGUCCUGGCAGGACGACAAUGAAAGCGGAGAGGCCGAGCUCUCCCCUCUGGCGGGUCGCAUGGUCCCCCUCCCUCUGCUGCCCCUAGAGGAAGAAGGGGAGGAGGACGAGGGCAGGCAGGACGCGUCCUCCCGCUCUCACCCGCACGUCCUGGCGCGGCGCUUCCUGGACUUCAGCGUGCACGGCGCCCAGCGCUUCCUCCAUCAGGACACGGACGCCACCUCGCCCACCAAAGCGCACAGGCCGAGGCGAGCGUCUUGCGGCUCCAAGGAGGCGAUGAGAGGAGGAGAUUCAGUGACUCACCAGCUUACCAAGAAGCUUCAGCACCUAAAGAAGAAGAUUAAACAGUUUGAGGAGCAGUUUGAGAAGGAGAAAAACUACAAGCCGUCUCACGGGGACAAGGCCGCCAACACCAAAGUCCUCAAGUGGAUGACCGACCUCACCAAGAUCCGCCGGCAGAUUAAAGGACGCCAGCACCAUCUUUUCCCCAGAAGCACGCUGAGACACCAGGCUUUGCUCCAUUCGCAAAGGCGCCACCAUGCCCCGCCCCCCUCCUUCCCCUCCCAUUGCGCACACGCCCCCCCGGCCCAUCCCCACUCGGGCCCGAGCUCGAGAGCGUGUCACCUCAACGCCAAACACCGCGCCGAGAGCGAGCUUGGCCCCCUGACCCGCCCUCGCAGCAACACGCUGCCAAAGAGCUUCGGCUCCACGCUGGACCAGGGAACGCACGAGGCAUCGGCGGGCGAGGGGAAAGGUCAGCAUCCCACUAGGGAGGAGACCCUGGACCUGAUCCAGCGCAGGGUGACGGGCAAGCGGCGGGAGGACGGCUGGCCCGACGACAUCAAGAUGACCAAAGAGCAGUUGUCAUGUGAGAAGACUGUCCUUCAGAAGAACCUGCUGCACUACGAAGGUCUGCACGGCCGACCGGCCACUCGUGAGGAGCGCCUGGUGGUGAAGCCUCUCUACGAGCGCUACCGGCUGGUCAAGCAGAUGCUGACCCGGGUCACCAUCACACCUGUCACUGUGUCACCGUCCAGCAAGAGGCGGAGCCAAACCCUCCAGCCAAUCAUCGAGGGCGAGACGGCCCACUUCUGGGAGGAGAUCCAAGAGGAGGAGAACGAGUGCAGAGGAGAGGGGGACAACGACAAGGGCAACAAGGAGGCGGAGAAAGAGGAGGAGGAAGAGGAUGAGGAGGAGGAGGAAGAGGAGGAAGAAGGAGAGAGCAGCGGCGGGGAGAUGCAAGGGUCAGAGGUCAUCAUGGCCAUGGACCCGCACACCCGCCCUGAAGGGAGCAGCAAGAUGGAGGAGGGGUCGGGGAAGCUGGCGCUCGACCUGCGACUAUCCACCUCCAACGCAUCGUCCAUGCCAGAGCUGCUGGAACAGCUGUGGAAAGCCCGGGCGGAGAAGAAGAAACUGAGGAAGACCAUUCGAGACUUUGAGGAGGAUUUCUACCAGCAUAAUGGCAGGAACGUCCAGAAGGAGGACCGCGAGCCCAUGUUGGACGAGUACAGAGCCUACAAGAGAGUCAAAGCCAAGCUCCGCCUCCUGGAGGUUCUCAUCAGCAAGCAAGAUUCCUCCAAGUCCAUCUAGAACACCCCCAGCUCGGCAACGUCGCUGCCCUCGAGUCAUGGCGAAGAUUUGCCAAACAGAAAGCUUCAAACUGCCGCCGUAAAAGACGCCGCAGCAUCGGUGUGACUCGAAGGCAGCGGUGCGGCGUGUGAUUGACAGCGGUCUCAACCAAUCACAGGCCGCGUAGCAUCCAGACACACCUGGUGUCAAAGAGAUCCCAUCGGCUCUUGACAUCAGGUGACAUUUUAUUCUCCGUUUUACCGUUUGUGUCCGCGUCCUCGCUCGUCUUUCGCCCCCACAAAGCGGCUCCUGCUGGUGGUGCACCGUACUCGCUGUGGUCGUUUCCUGCUGGCAGGUGACGGGAGGAGUUGUGUCCGUGUGAGCGUUGUCUUGUCUCGCUGGCACACGAGGGACACGUCCUGCUCGCUUGGAAGUGAAAAUGGAGAGUUUGUGUAAAGAGAAAUGUUAUUUGCACAGCAUUCCCAGAAUGCAGCCCCGUUGUGUGUUUUUUGUCCUGUACUUCUCAAAUGGAAGCACUACUUCUUUACGAAUAGAAAUAUAAAUAAAUAUAUAUUCUGUAAAUACAAACACCCGAUGGACGAAUGUCAGAAAUGUUUUAAAUUAUUCCACGUGUGGCCCCUUUUUUGCUUCCUGAUAUUUGUGGCACCCUGAGAUUGUUUUUCUAUUAUGAUGCUGAACUAUCACAUCCAUGACUUACUGUAGUGUGUUUCUACUCACCAAACUGUACAAAGCAGCUGUAGUCGUUAGUGUGUGAUCUGAUCCUGCUCGUCCUCUGUGAUGGAAAAAAAAAAAUACUUACAAAAAAAAAAAACAGGCUUGCAUGUUACAACAUAGCAACAAUAACACAAUGUAUUGUUUCUAUUAUUUGUGCCAUAAAAAGAAGCAGCAAUAAUAAAAGUUUGUGUGGACGAUCGACA